AUGGUCAAAUCCUAUCGCAAGUACGAGCAGUCGGCCACCUUCGGUCUUGUCAACACUGCACUUUCCAACCUCGUCUGGACCCCCGACAACCUCGUCUCGUCGUCCUCGCGCAACACUGGCGCCGGCAGAGUCUACGUCGGCGCCAACGAGCAUGUCCUGGCCUGGGAUGUGAAGAAGGGCGAGCUGCUGAGUCGCUGGCACGACCAAGACUGCAAGUCCCAGGUCUCGGCCAUCGCUCAGUGCUCUGCUCAGCCCGAUCUAUUCGCUGUCGGAUACCAGGAUGGAAGCAUUAGAGUCUGGGAUGCCCUGUCUAACAACCCAAUCAUGAGCUUCAAUGGCCAUCGCUCCGCUAUCACCCACCUGAUCUUCGACUCCGAGGGAGCAAGACUUGCCAGUGGCUCAAAAGACACCGACAUCAUCAUCUGGAACCUGCUCUCCGAAACUGCCGAGUUCCGUCUCAGAGGACACAAGGACCAAAUCACUGGCCUCCACUUCGUUCGCACAAGGCCCUCCGGUCGCCAGUCGCCUCACACUGACGAGGCGGUCGAUGUUACCUCGGGCGAACCAGAAGAAUUUGAGGAAAAAUACCUGCUCUCCACCAGCAAGGAUGCUCUAAUCAAGAUCUGGGACCUCUCGACCCCUCACUGUAUCGAAACACAUGUCGCUCAGACAAACGGCGAGUGCUGGGCUCUCGGUGUCUCUCCAGACGGCAUGGGCUGCAUCACUGCUGGCAACGACGGUGAGCUGAAAGUCUGGUCGCUCGAUCUGGACAGUCUGGCCGAGUUUGGCGCAAACAUUGCCGAAGCAAAGCAGUCCAACUCUCUCACCGCACAUGGUGUUCUCCUCCGUCAAAGCAAGGACCGAACUUUGAGCGUCGCCUUCCACCCCAAGGGCGAAUACAUUGCCGUUCACGGCUCCGAAAAGGCUGUCGAGAUUUGGCGAAUUAGAUCAGACGAGGAGGUACAAAAGAGCUUGGCUAGAAAGAGAAAGAGAAGAAGAGAAAAGGCUGCUGCUGCCGGUGCUUCGGUGGCCGAAGUUGAGAAAGAGGAGGAGAACACGACACCCGACGUAGCAGAGGUCUUUGUCUCGUAUGUCAUUGUCCGCACUGGUGGAAAGGUCCGAUCCGCUGCUUGGGCUGCUAGCAGAUCUUCCAAGAACGUAGAGCUGGUCUGCUCCACCACCAACAACCAGAUCGAGUCCUACACCAUUACCAGCCGAGAAAAGUCAAAGAAGGCAACGGCCGAGGCUCCUGAGUACAACCGCGCUCUGGCUGUCGACAUGCCUGGACACAGAACUGAUAUUCGCGCUCUGGCUCUGAGCUCCGACGACCGCAUGCUUGCAUCUGCCUCUGCUGGACUCCUCAAGAUCUGGAACGUCAAGACCCAGAGCUGUCUCAGAACUCUCGAGUGUGGUCAGUCGCUCUGCUGCACAUUCUUGCCCGGUGACAAGAUCGUCCUUGUGGGAACCAAGACUGGAGAGCUUGAGCUCUACGAUAUUGCAUCUUCUGCUCUGAUUGACAAAUUCCAAGCGCACGAUGGUGCCGUGUGGACUCUCCAAGUUCACCCUGAUGGAACAUCAGUCGUGACUGGAGGUGCCGACAAGGCUGCGAAGUUCUGGAAGUUCGACAUUGUCCAGGAAGAGAUCCCUGGUACCCGAAGAACUACACCCAAGCUGAAGCUUACCCAAACUCGCAUCCUCAAGGUCGCAGACGAUGUUCUGAGUGUCUGCUUCUCACCCGACUCCCGCCUUCUCGCUCUCUCUACUCUCGACAACACCGUCAAGGUCUUCUUUGUCGACACUCUCAAACUCUUCCUCACCCUCUAUGGCCACAAGCUUCCCGUCCUCAACAUUUCUAUCUCAUCAGACAGCAAACUCAUCGCCACUUGCAGUGCAGACAAGAACGUCCGCAUCUGGGGCUUGGAUUUUGGUGACUGCCACAAAGCAUUUUUCGCACAUCAAGACAGUGUUAUGCAAGUCUUGUUCAUUCCUCACCCUGUCGAGAAGGAGGAACAACAUCUUUUCUUCAGUGCCAGUAAAGACUCGGUUGUCAAGACCUGGGACGGUGACAAGUUUGAGCAGAUCCAGAAGUUGGAAGGUCAUCACGGAGAGGUGUGGGCUAUGGUUGUCAGCAGGACUGGCGAAAAGGUCAUCACAGCAAGUCACGACAAGAGUAUCCGCGUCUGGGAUGUCACAGACGACCUCAUCUUCCUGGAAGAAGAAAGAGAGAAGGAGCUCGAACAAAUGUAUGAAUCAACACUGGCCACUCAACUCGACAAAGAUCAUGCCGAUGACGACGAAGGCGCCGAGGACGAUGUCGCUGCCGCGUCUAAACAGACGAUAGCUACCUUGACAUACGGUGAACGCAUCUUGGAAGCGCUUGAGCUCGGCUACGCAGACUAUCAAGUCAUGCAAGCAUGGCAAGCUGAAAAGGCAACGAAACCUAAUCUCGCACCGCCGCAACGAAACCCAGUAUUCACAUAUGGCAACCUCAGUGCUGAGCAACACGUCUUGCAGACCAUUCGCAGGAUCCCCAAUGCAUCUCUCAACGAUGCUUUGAUGGUGGUGCCCUUCUCAUCUUUACCAGUUCUCUUCAUGUUUGUUUCGGUCUUUAUACAGCGUCGCAUGCAACCGCAACUAGCAUGGCGCGUCUUCUACUUCUUGCUACAGACACACAACGCACAAAUCGUGGCCAGCAAACAGCUCAAGGAUGUAUUGAGCGAGGUGCUCGAAGCCUAUGGCCAAUUCGUCAAGGAAGAAAAGAACAUGCUCGGAUUCAAUAUGGCCGCUCUGGGACUCAUGGGCAGAGAGAUCAAGGAAGCACAAGUUCAUGGCAUGGACGACGAGCCAGAAGAACAAGAAGAAAAGCUGGAAAGGGGAACCAAAAAGCGCGCGUUUGCUUCUAUUGCAUAA
Aureobasidium vineae is the source of this 2910-nucleotide messenger RNA. The record is from the annotation of a GenBank genome assembly. Lineage: Eukaryota; Fungi; Ascomycota; Dothideomycetes; Dothideales; Saccotheciaceae.